GUGGUUAUCUCCGUAAAAGCGGAGUCGGGGUUGUUUCUCGCAUGACCAGAUGGUGGAAUGUCCCAGACCACUGGGCUUCUGACUCCGGACCACGAGUGAGGAUGGGGACGACUCUCGCAGACGUCUUCUGCUGUCUUAACUACUGCAAUGCAGAGGACCUGAAAACACAAGCUUUUGAACAUGAUGCCUGUAUCAUCUCCACAUAAACAACAAAAAAAGUCUGUCACCAGGACCGAGAAGACAGAGCCAGAUCAAGACUCAACUUGUACCAGUGCACCAACAGCUGAAAAAAUGGGUUAAUGAAUUCAGAGAGGAGGAUCAAGGUUCCAUUGUGCAGGUACAAUAGAAAGCACCAGUUUUGAAGCUGAAAAAUGACCGGAAGCACAGUGCAAAACAACACUAUGCAGCAGAAGGAAUUGACAAACUUGGCGAUCUUUUCAGCUUGCAUUUCACUUGCCACCAUUGUUGUGGGUCUCAUUGGAAAUGGGAUUGUCAUAUUUCUGACUGGCUGCAGGAUGAAGAUGACUGUCAAUGUCAUGUGGUUUCUCAACUUGGCAGUUGCAGACUUCAUCUACUUGUUAUACUCAUGCACAGAGCAUCUUUCAGUUUUAGGCCAGUGGAAAAGUGAAUUGCUGAUGAAUUUCAUCAUGAUAUCAUCGAUGAAUCUGUUUGCUAGUAUUUUCUUUCUUGUAGUUAUCAGUCUGGACCGAUGCCUGUGCACAUGGAUGGUUGUUUGGGCGCAAAACAAAAGAACUUUACUUGGAGCCAGGAUCAUCUGCAUAAUUGUGUGGGUUUCAUCCAUCUGCUGCAGCAUUCCUUACUAUAUAUUUAUUCAUAAUAAUUUAUAUCUGAUAACAUAUGAAUUUACAGUGGGCUUCCUCAUGCCCUUUCUGAUCAUUGCAUCUUCAUAUAUAGCUAUUGGAGUACGAAUCAAACACUUCAAAAGCAGAAAGCAGCUCAGGUCAUACCGGGUCAUUAUAACGGUAAUCUUAGCUUUUUUCAUAUGUUGGUUUCCAUACCAUGUUUGGAGUUUUUAUUCAAUAACUGCAGAAGAAAAUGACCAAGACGUGUUUAAAGUUGUCAGUUUCUACCUGGUUGAUCUAAACAGCUGUCUGAACCCCUUUCUCUAUGUGUUCAUGUGUGAUGAGUAUAAGAAGAAGCUUAAACAGUCUCUGCAGCUGGUGCUGGAGACAGCUUUUGCUGAAGAUCAUCUGAGCUUUAGUGCAGAUGGAAGUGGACGAACAGGACAAGAAAACCAAACGGAACUGUUAGAUCUGUAGAAAAGUGGUCCCUAAAUAGAGAACCUGGAUCUAAUCCAGUAUGUUUACAGUCCUUAUCUAGCAAUUUGUAAAAAGCAGCAACUACAAAAUUCAUGCCUAAUGCAUGACUGUGUGUAAUUGGUGUUGUGAAACCAAACAGAGGAAGUCUCUUCAAGUAUAGGCUAAUGAACAUUAUAUAUGUUUGUGAAACUUUUCAUGAAUCCAAAUAUGUAAAAGCUCAUUUUGUUAUGCUGAUUUCUGUUUGAACUUUAUUCUGAGUAAAACUAAAUUGUGUCCAAAAGUCAUAUUACCUGCAUUUAAUAGAUUUUCGCUCACGCAGUAGCAAUUUUUUAUUGAAGGGUUUUCCUAAAAAAACAACAAAAUAAAUAAAAAUAACAAAUAAUAAGAUAAUAAAAUAUGAUUUCUGGCACAAAUACAAAAUUGUAAAGAUAUUGGUUAACAAUUGAAUCAGUUUAGCUGAUUACAUAUAGGACAAAAAAAAAUACUACUUGGAACGUUUAUGGAAUGUUUUAUUCCUAAAUUGUUUUAGUCAGACAUUUUUUUAAAGGAUACUACAUGUUAAGUUCAAAACAUUCAAAAUGCAUGUUCCCUGAGGAUAUUUCCUUAAAGUUCACAUAAAAAAACAACAAACAUUUUAAAACAUAAAAAACAAUAUUCAGAAGUAACAUUUUAUUGGGAACUCAAUGGCAAACUUAGCAAAACGUCA
Messenger RNA from Labeo rohita (rohu), 1986 nucleotides. RefSeq names its product C3a anaphylatoxin chemotactic receptor-like. Gene Ontology annotation, molecular function: G protein-coupled receptor activity; complement receptor activity. Gene Ontology annotation, biological process: inflammatory response; phospholipase C-activating G protein-coupled receptor signaling pathway; positive regulation of cytosolic calcium ion concentration. The coding region runs from base 372 to 1280 and encodes 302 amino acids. The record is from RefSeq and is a predicted model, not a curated record. The transcript has 5 exons. Gene Ontology annotation, cellular component: plasma membrane. NCBI's taxonomy places the organism in Eukaryota, Metazoa, Chordata, Actinopteri, Cypriniformes, Cyprinidae.